AUGGUCCCGGCCGCCCCGUUUGGCUCUGGCACGGCUGAAGCACGUGUCGCGGCGGCCAUCAGUCGGCCGGCCGGCAGCGCCGACCCGGAGGAUCCGCCCGAGACGAGGGAUCGCCGGCUCAUGGAGCUCAAGCUGAUGCUUCGGUACGUUACGGAGACGGGCGGCACCAUUGCCAUCGACGACAAGACCCGCUUCCUGUACUGCACCCAUAUUCCCGAGCUGGCCCUCAAGUCGGAUGCCUUGCUCUACUGCAUGUAUUCGCUUGCGGCCCUGCAUUUCGCCGCCUCGGACAAGAACAAGGAGCCGGCCGUCGCCGACGCGCAUCGCAGGUACCUCUCCAUGGCGCUGCGGGAGCACAACAAGGCGCUGGCGAGCAUCUGCGCCGCCAACGCCGACGUCGUGUGUCUGACGUCGAGCUUGUUCCGCGUCUGCUCCUUCACCUUGCUGCAGGAGCGCCCGAGGCAGCCGUACGAGCCGCCGGUGGAGUGGCUGAUGAUGAAUGCGAGCACGACGGCCGUCUUCCUUGCCGCCUUCAAGAUUGUCGGGGACAACCCACAGUCGGUGGCGUACAAGCUGCUGCACACGAGCCCCGUCAUCAACGACGAGGGCGAACGGUUCGGCGAGAUGCGGCGCAAGGGCCUCGAGUACAUGCUGCAGCGCGAUGCCAGGCGAGACGCCGACGAGCCGUGGGAUGCCGAGAUUCAGGACGCCUACGAAACGACGCUGAGCUACCUCGGGGGCGCCGUCGAGGCCGUUAGGAAGGACGAGGUGGCCGAGGUCUGCAGGAGGUUAAUCAUCUUUCCCAUGCUGGUCAAGGGGAGGUUCAUCGAGCUGGUUCAAGAAGGGCACCCGCGGGCCAUGGUGCUCCUGUCGUAUUACUUUGCUCUGCUUUCCCUCUAUAAGAAUGUCUGGUGGAUUGGCGGGGCCGGCGUCUAUGAAGUGCGCUGCAUCGCCAAGUCGCUGACGGGCGACUGGCUGGCCAUGACCAAGUGGCCGUUGGAGGUGGUGGAGAGCGGCAAGGUGCCUCCACUCCUCAACGGCGACGACGGCUAG
Hirsutella rhossiliensis is the source of this 1053-nucleotide messenger RNA. RefSeq names its product fungal specific transcription factor domain-containing protein. The transcript has a single exon. Bases 1 to 1053 code for a protein of 350 amino acids. NCBI's taxonomy places the organism in Eukaryota, Fungi, Ascomycota, Sordariomycetes, Hypocreales, Ophiocordycipitaceae. Gene Ontology annotation, molecular function: DNA-binding transcription factor activity, RNA polymerase II-specific. Gene Ontology annotation, biological process: regulation of transcription by RNA polymerase II. The record is from RefSeq and is a predicted model, not a curated record.